GCCGCGCCCCCAUGCGCAGGGAGCGGGGCGCCGGCCCGCGGGGCGGCUGCGGCGGGGGGCUGCUCGUCCUGGGGAAGGGACUGUCCAGAGGUUCCCCAAAUCGGUGUCUCUCUGGAAAAAGUGGAGUGUCUCUUCCAUCAGUUUUUGCAAGAAAUGUUGAAGAAGCCAUUGACAAUUAUACCUGUGAGACACUUUCAUCCCUUUCACCUAGUGAUUGCACAACACCCACGGAGCUGAAUUAUUCUUGGUCUGGAAUAAACAGCUAUACUACUAGUUUGUCUACUGAAAGAAGUUCGAUUUACUCCUGGAGGGACGAUGAAUUUGAUAAAGCCAACACACAGAGAGUGCAACAGUUGUUUUGGGAGAUUGAUGAAUUGCUGUUUGAAGGAAAAGUGACCUCAAAAACAGAGAACCUGCAGGCAGAAUGUGCAGAUUGGGUUGAACAAUUUCCUCAUAUAAGGGUUCUAGGAAAGCAGCUCCUAGUGCCAAAGGAUGAAGGCUUUCAGCAUUUUCAGAGCAGAAAUGAUGCCCAUGUAGAUACUAAGUGCGUGCCUGGCCUGCUUGAAUGUAGUGGUCAUACAAAAGAGCUCUGCAUCUCAGGCUCUAAACUGAUCCCAACAGUAUCUCCAAUACACACAUCACUUCAUUCAAGUUCCAAUAGGAUUUCUGCACCAGACUCAGCCAUGUAUUCCUUCCUGGAAGAAGAAAUUUAUGAUGAGGAUGGAAAAAUAGAGGAAUAUCUUGCCUUUGACAACAAGGAACUUGAGGAUGAGAUUUGGGAACAAAAGAAAAUGCGUCUUUCUGAGAAGAGGUGUAAGCGUGGCAUUCCCCCUGUUUCUCCCAAUGCCUGUAUCAAAGAUGCUGUGGCUUCUGAAGUGUUUGAUCAUAUCUGGAGCAAUGUCAUUGGAAUAUUGGAGGAACUGAUUAAAAAAAAUUGGGAAACUAGUAUCCCAGAGUGUGACCAACAAAUAGAAAAACUGAAAACUGUUACAGCAAAACUGCUGCAUUUGCCAGCCAUUCAUAUUACAGCAGAUGUUGGGACCAUUCCACUUUCCAGAGGCUCUGAAGCACAAAGUGUAUCUUUUGGGGCUCAUUUGGUUUCAUCACAGGUUUACCGUUUCUCCAGCAACUUCUGCAGUGAUCUGAGUGGUGUGAUGACAAUUCAAGCAAAACCACUCCAACAGAGGCAUGCUGCCGUGGCAGAAAAACACCAGAAUGAGCAAGAAGACAAGCAGCAUACCAGUACUUCCAGCACUCCAAAUUCAGCACAUGCUAGGUUGGGGAGAAUUUCUGAUAACAGUGUUCUCUCACCAUCUCCGGCUCUGCUGGCAUCUUCUAGGAAAGUACCAAGGUUACCUUCUCUCACCUCUGACCAUCCCUGCUCAGAAGUUCCUAAUAUGCACAAUGAUGAAAUCCGUAAAGGAAAAAAAAAGGUUGGCAGUAGUUUAUCUUCUGCUCGUGCACCUGCGACCCGGAACAAGUUACCACCAAUAAACUCUGAGGCUGUUGAACAGCGUGUUUCGGUACCUCGAAUGCAGCAGAGCCCUCAUCAAGAACAAUAUACUCAAAGCAGAGUGUCAAGUGCAAUGGCUGGCAGGGCAGAGCAACAGCCACUCAGAGAAAGAACUGUUACUGUUGAUCAGUUUCCAAGACCCAACACAACUCAUACAUUCAGGAGAGACACACCUCAGAAGAAGUCACUGACUCCCGUGGAUUUUGCUAACCACAGAAGGACUGGUCAAGGAUUUUUGAUAACAGGUUCACAGAAUUACUCCAGAUCCUUUCAGAAAAAUCCUCCAAACUCAAAGAAGAGAUUUCAGAUUGCUUCUUAGCCUGUUUUAGGAAGAAACAGAAACCCUCUGCACUGAUUGAAAGACUGAAGCACUAAAUUUGCCACUUAGUAUCUUGUGUAACAAAGAAGGUGUGCAUAUGCUGGUGUCUGCUGAGCCUUGCAGUCCUCAGGAUGUCUGCAUUGCCUUCUUUAAAAUUAUUUGACCAGAGCUUAGAUUAAAAAUUAUAGCAAAAGGAAAUAAAUGGUUGAGGUGUCUGCUCUGCAGUAUCAAGA
Molecule: messenger RNA, 2065 nt
Organism: Zonotrichia albicollis (white-throated sparrow)
Lineage: Eukaryota; Metazoa; Chordata; Aves; Passeriformes; Passerellidae
Source: RefSeq, a predicted model, not a curated record